CUGGCGUAAGAAUAACAAAAUGUCAAAGUUGUCAAUAACGUUUUAGCGACAUUCUCGAGGUGUGGUGUUGUGGAGUUUGUAAUCUGUAUCCGAGUCCAAUGCUAAUUAAAUGUCUACUAAACCAAUGAAAAUGCCGUCGGCAACUAAAGAGAAAGACUCUACAAUACUAAAGAUCGCGGUGGAGAUGCUAAAUGCGCCUGACAAGGUGCCGCAGUUGAUGGAAUUCGAUCAAGCCCAGCCUCUAUCCAGUAUAAUUCAGUUAUUGUGCAAACCUUGGGGUCUUCCUGACCCCGAAAACUACGCUUUGCAAUUCUCCGAAACCAACAACCAGAAUUACAUAACCGAAAAGAAUAGAAAUGACAUAAAAAAUGGAUCAGUGCUGCGAUUAGAAUUAUCUCCAGCAAAGACGGUGCAAGACAUUUUAACUAAAAUUAACACAGGUUUAGAAUCCGAACAGGUCACAGCUCUGAAGAAAUUAUCGACUCUAAGCAGUGAUCUCACAUUCGCACUUGAGUUUAUAAACAAAAAAGGUUUAUCUCUAAUUAUAAACAAUAUACAAAAUGGUAAAUUCAAUGGUGAACUGUUAAAAUACGCUUUGGUGACAUUUGUGGAACUCAUGGACCAUGGUAUUAUUUUUUGGGACAUACUCGAAAACCAAUUUAUAAAUAAAGUUGCUAGUUUUGUAAGCAAUCAUGCUAACACAAGGGAUCCUAAAGUGAUACAAUGCUGUUUAUCAAUUCUUGAGAAUAUUGUUCUCAAUAGCUCCAAAAACUCACAUGUAGAGAAAGAAGUCCCAAUAACUAGUUUGAUCACACACUUACAAAACACACAGGAUAGCAAAAUUCAGCAGAAUACUAUUGCACUCAUCAAUGCUAUGUUUUCAAAAGCAGACUUGACAAGGAAAAAAAUGAUUGCAGCUACUGUGUCUUCCAAGCCAGCUCGAAAUAUUAUAUAUGAAAAUCUUAUAGGAGCUAGUGAGUUCUCGAAAAACACUACAAAAGAAGCGUUAGGUACAGAGCUCGCUCAUCAGCUUUAUGUACUGCAGACCUUAAUGCUCGGUUUGUUAGAGCCUAGAAUGAGACAAAGGGCUGAUUCUCAAGAACAAGAAUCACAGGAAAAAAUUAAGGAACUAAGAAAAAUUGCAUUUGAAAAUGAUAAUAACCCAAAUAUAGAAGUCACUAUGAGAAGACCAGUGGGCUCGUACUCUAAAGACUUCAAGAAACUGGGAUUCAAAUGUGAGAUUGACCCUAUAAAAGACUUUAAUGAAGUUCCACCAGGAAUACUUGCUUUAGACUGCAUGUUGUAUUUUGCUAAAUAUUACCCUGAUGAUUACACUAAGAUUGUUCUAGAGAAUAGCUGUAGGGCCGAUGAACAUGAGUGCCCAUUUGGCAAAACUAGUGUAGAGUUGGUGAAACAGUUGUGUGAUAUACUACAUGUUGGUGAUCCCCCAAGUGAGCAGGGUCAGACGUAUCAUCCUCUGUUCUUCACCCAUGAUCACCCUUUUGAGGAGUUGUUCUGCAUCUGCAUAGUUGUCUUAAACAAGACAUGGAAGGAGAUGAGAGCUACAAUUGAAGAUUUCAUCAAAGUGUCAAGUGUUGUGAGAGAGCAAAUAAGCAGAGCAUUAUCAGCCUCUCCUAAGGGACUUGACAAAUUUAGACAAAAGAUCAAUCAACUUACUUAUGCUGAAAUCACACAAAUAUGGCAACAAGAAAGAACCAACAGGGAAGUUUGGGAAUCUCAUGCUCGACCCAUAGUUGAACUAAAGGAGAAAAUCACACCUGAAAUAAUUGACUUAAUCCAACAACAAAGGUUGGGUGUGCUAGUUGGUGGUACAAGGUAAAAAUAUUCAUCAAGAGGGCAAAGGAUAAAGGACAAGUUUUGGUUUGUACGCCUGUCACCAAAUCAUAAAGUUAUACAUUAUGGAGACUGUGAUGAGAAAAGUACACCAAGCUUAGAAGAACUUGGAAAUAAGUUGGCUGUUGCUGAUAUAAAAUGUGUUAUUAUUGGCAAAGACUGUCCUCAUAUCAAAGAUUUAAGAGGGAGGAAAAUCACACCACAUUUAGCAUUUUCCCUCAUAUUAAAAUCUGCUGAAAUGACAUCAUUAGAUUUCUUGGCCCCUGAUGAACAAAUAUUUGAUUAUUGGACUGAUGGCAUUAAUGCUCUAUUAAAAGAAAAAAUGAGUAGCAAAUCAUUUGAAAAUGAUUUACAAACUCUGUUGUCUAUGGACAUUAAAGUACGAUUGCUUGAUGCAGAAGGAAUAGACAUUCCACAAGACCCACCACAAAUACCUGAUGAGCCAGAUGAUUAUGAUUUUUAUUAUGAAAAUAAUUAAUGGAAUACAAUAUUACAUUUUAUUUUGUACAUAAUAUCAGAAAUUAGUUUAAAUACUGAAAAAAUGCUAUCAGGAUAGACUUUUUAUUAUUUUCAUUUUUUAAUUACAAAAAUUUCUGAAAACAUGCCCUGUUUAGGUUGAUACAAUGUACAAAUAUCUAGUGAUAUACAUUUACUGUUAUCUUUACGGCUCUUCCUGUGUGACAACUUAAAUGAAUUUACUAUUGUAUCACAAUAUAAGGAUGUAUAAAGUGCUGACACCAAGUAUGGGAUUCCAAAUUUAGCACUUCCUGCGUUAUGGCAUCCAACAGGCUAAAAGUUAUAUUUAAUUUGCAACUUUAUUAUAAUCAGAAUAGAGUAUUAAUUAUUGUGUGAGUAUUUGGAUAUAUUGUAAGGACAUUCCUUGCAUAGAGAUAUGCUAUUGUUAAUGUAUUAAAAACAAGUGAAUGGUGGACAAACAAAACAUUAUAAUAUGUAAAACCAGCUGAAUAAAAAGCGUGUUUAGCACGACAACUUUUAUGACUUGGUCAUAAUUUUAAAUGUUGUAAGACAAUUUAUUGAGGACCUCCAUUGGGUAUUGAUGCAAUGUAACAUUGAGAUGGGGAUCGAUUUUAUUCAUUCUCUGUAGCUCAAAGUAUUUUAUUUAUACCAAUAAGUAAUAAUCAUUAGGAUAUAUUUUUUUAAUUAGCUUGUAAUCUGUAUUUCCAUGUAAUCUGUAUAUCCUGUAUUGACUGAAUUCUGUAACUUCCAUUUUAUCUAUUCAAUUUAUUGUGGCCAUACACACCAAUAUUAUAUUUUAUAUACCAAAGAUCAUGUCUAAAGAACAAAAUAUAUUUAAUUGUAUGUAAAAAUAAAUGUUUCAAAAUUAAACUGUUAUUGUUAAUAACUUCCAUGAAUAGAAAUAAACUGCAAAGCUGCAUUUGUCAAUGA
Manduca sexta (tobacco hornworm) is the source of this 3261-nucleotide messenger RNA. RefSeq names its product engulfment and cell motility protein 1 (gene Ced-12). The record is from RefSeq and is a predicted model, not a curated record. Lineage: Eukaryota; Metazoa; Arthropoda; Insecta; Lepidoptera; Sphingidae. Gene Ontology annotation, cellular component: plasma membrane. Gene Ontology annotation, biological process: cell motility; actin filament organization.